CCGCCCUCCCUGCUCGUCAUUCUCACGAGGGGGGUGACCAUGGUAGGCAAUGCUGGAAUCUCGCAUUUCCUUCCUUAAUAAUCACUUUCCUGCCACUGCACGGCUCUAAGGCGCUUUGCAGAAGUUUACUAGGGGCUAAAUGACUUUGAAGCUGAUAACCCAGAUUUCACUCAACAUGGAUAAUGAUGAAAUUCCAGAAUUUUUGAGUUCUAAAGAAGAAAUCGUUUACUGGCGAGAACUUUGCAAGACCUUAAAGCAGAGUUACAAAGAAGCCCGCGACGAGCUGUUGGAAUUUCAGGAGGGAAGUCGGGAGCUGGAGGCCGAGCUGGAGGCACAACUUGUCCAGGCAGAGCAGAGGAACAGGGACUUGUUAGCAGACAACCAAAGGCUUAAAUAUGAAGUAGAGUCGCUUAAGGAGAAACUUGAACAUCAAUAUUCACAAAGUUAUAAGCAGGUUUCACUGCUAGAAGAUGAGCUUGGCCGAACUCGGGGGAUUAAGGAUCAGCUGAAUAAAUAUGUGCGGGAACUGGAGCAAGCAAACGAUGACUUGGAACGUGCCAAACGAGCAACAAUAGUGUCCCUGGAAGACUUUGAACAAAGGUUGAAUCAGGCAAUUGAGAGGAAUGCCUUCCUAGAGAGUGAGCUGGAUGAAAAGGAGUCGUUAUUGGUUUCUGUGCAGAGAUUAAAGGAUGAAGCGAGAGACUUGCGACAAGAAUUAGCCGUACGAGAAAGACAGACAGAUGGAACGAGGAAGUCUGCACCCAGCUCCCCCACCUUGGACUGUGAGAAGAUGGAUUCUGCGGUUCAAGCAUCUCUCUCACUACCUGCCACACCUGUGGGCAAAAUUUCAGAAAACGGCUUUACCUCUCCUAAAGGGAUUCCCAACGGUUUUGGUACCACACCCCUCACACCGUCCGCCAGGAUAUCAGCACUUAACAUUGUGGGGGACCUGCUAAAAAAAGUUGGUGCCUUAGAAUCUAAACUAGUGGCUUGCAGGAACUUUGCUAAGGACCAGGCCUUAAGAAAAUCCUACGUCCCAUCAAACCUGAAUAACGGCACUAUACUGAACAACAGUAGCAUAAAGUACUCACAUCAAGGGCACACAUCGUUCUUCGAUAAGGGGGCAGUGAAUGGAUACGACCCUCCUGGAGUAAUAGGGUCCAAACCUCCGUCACCACCAGGAUUAAUUCCUUUGAGUAUAUGAGCCCAGAGGAUGGACUGCUAUAAUAACUGUGGUUCUACAGUUUCAUAAGAGAACAAAACAUGCUUAACUUUAAACUAUAUACUUGAGCUGGAUUGGCAAUAAAGAGUUGAAUAUCUGCUGCUGCCAUUCGAAUGCUUCUCGUCACCUUGGACAUUGCUUCAAGUUCCUUAUAUCGUGUAGUGUUGUGGUACCAACUCAAAGGAAACUUGAAGUACAAAGUUCUGUUGGCGUUAUACCUCCUCUCCCGUGUCUCUCUAUGUCUAGUAGGAAGACCGUAGCUAUUUGACGCAGCAGGUGAAGAAGGAAGAAUGGAUGUUCCUCACCUGCCAAGAAAGUACCAAGCUUGGGAUAAAGUGCUCCAAAACCUUCAUCUCCCCUCUCCUUGCUGAAUUACAGGGAAUGCAGCGAAGUUCAUCUCCGCAAAAGUACUUUCACCCUGCAAGAACGGUUUUAUGUUGAGAUAAAGCAGCAAUGCUGUGCGCCCCGCAGUGCCAGCACUGAGGCUGUUCAGCAACCUGUUUGAUUACUAGGUACAUUGUGAGCCUUUGGAGCUUUCUAUUUGUGUACAUUUUCCUUUGUCUUGAUGUGCCUCAGUCUCUGUGGAGCCCACUCACAAACGAUAACGAGCAAAUCCACUAGAGCGUUCGGUUUAGUUCAAUAUAAAUGUUCUUUUUUUGUUUAUAUGUACAUAGAUAUUAUAUAAUAUAUUUCAGCAUUAUUUCGGCCUUCCCGUUUAAAUCCUUCCCUGGUGAGAUCAUUGAGGUCUCUCCGAGCUGUGAGUGUUAAUCUUGAAAUGUCCUCUGCACAUUAUUUUUAAGCACACUUAAUUUUAACACUUAUUCAACCUCAAAUCUCUGAUGUCUUUACGGUUUUUUUCUCCUCUCCAACACACUGUUCUUACUGUUAAACUUCUGAUAUGACAGUUUACAUUUAAUUUUCUGUUCUUGUUUUUAUUGUAUAUAAAUUUGUAAACAUAAUAUUUUUGGCUGAGAUAUUUGUACAUACCUCGGGCCCUGUAGCGAUAUUUAUUCAGAAUUCUCUAUGGCAUGUGUCAGAAAGGCAGUGUAUUUCACAGUGGCUACUAAACACGAAAAGGAAACCUAUGAUUUGCCAUUGGCUGUCUGAUCAAUUAACAUUUCUUAAAGAAUAAAGACCUUGAACGUGAAAAAA
Messenger RNA from Bombina bombina (fire-bellied toad), 2374 nucleotides. RefSeq names its product nudE neurodevelopment protein 1 like 1 (gene NDEL1). The record is from RefSeq and is a predicted model, not a curated record. Gene Ontology annotation, biological process: microtubule nucleation; chromosome segregation; cell migration. The transcript has 9 exons. Gene Ontology annotation, cellular component: kinesin complex; kinetochore; centrosome. Gene Ontology annotation, molecular function: microtubule binding. NCBI's taxonomy places the organism in Eukaryota, Metazoa, Chordata, Amphibia, Anura, Bombinatoridae. Bases 140 to 1204 code for a protein of 354 amino acids.